AUGUUAAUGGCCAAGCCAACCAAGAAGGAAGACAUUGUUGGCAGGUAUGGUACCAGAUUUGGUGCCUCACUUAGAAAGAUUGUCAAGCAAAUAGAGAAAGCCACGAGAAUGGCUGUUGGCAUUUGGAAAUGCAACAGAUGUUUUAAAACUGUUGCACCACAAGUACGAAGUGCUAUUCGUCGUCUCAGAGAAAUAAAGGAGAUUUCCUGA
This is a messenger RNA of Candidula unifasciata, 210 nucleotides long. The record is from the annotation of a GenBank genome assembly. Lineage: Eukaryota; Metazoa; Mollusca; Gastropoda; Stylommatophora; Geomitridae.